CACGCGGGGCCGCGCGCCGGGGUCCCCCUCAACCCCCGGCUGGGGGGGGUCUCGUCCCCGUCCCCACUGCGGGUGGGUUGUAUUUUUUGGGGGGGAGGGGGGCGGUCGGGGGACAAGAGCUGCGCCAUCGCUGGAGCCCCCACUGCCGCCCCCUGGCCCCGCAGUGUUUCCGAGUCUGAGCGUGAUGGAUGCAGAGGGGGGGCCCUCCAGCCCGGACCCCCCCCGGGACCCUGAGAGCACCGCCACAGCCCAUCCCGGCAACGCGGCACCGGGUCGCCCUGCAAAGCGACGUCGGAAAGCAGCAGCAGCAGCAGCAGCGCAGCCCCGGAGCAGAGCUUUGGGGCACCAGCGGGCUUUGGGGCCUUUGGAGGAGCUGCUGGGGUUGCGGGGCGGCCGCCUGCGCCCCACCAUCUGCGGGGAGUGCGGGAAGGGCUUCAGCCGCAGCUCGGACCUGGUGCGGCACCGCAUCACCCACACCGGGGAAAAACCCUACACCUGCGGGGCCUGCGGGAAGGGCUUCAGCCAGAACUCCAACCUGGUCACCCACCAACGCAUCCACACCGGGGAGAAACCCUACAGCUGCGGGGCCUGCGGGAAGCGCUUCAGCGAGAGCUCGGCGCUCAUCCAGCACCAGCGGACCCACACCGGGGAAAAACCCUAUUGCUGCGGGGAGUGCGGGAAGCGCUUCAGCGUCAGCUCCAACCUCAUCCGGCACCGGCGCACCCACACCGACGAGAAGCCCUAUAUCUGCGUGGAGUGCGGGGAGGGCUUUCGCCACAAAUCCCAGCUGCGCCGGCACCAGAAGCUGCACUCGGCUACAAGGGGGGGUUCAAGUACAUCAUUGCUCCCCCCCCCAUCCUUUGGUCCGCAGGCUGUCACCACCUGUGUGUCCCCCCCCCCAUCCCCAGAUCUGUGCUGCUGUCCCCUUAGAGCCACUGACGUCCCCAGAGCAGAGACCCCCCCGGCUGUCCCCAUGGAGCAGGAUGAGCCCUGCGUGGUGGAACUCCACGACCCGGAGGAGGCGGGCAUGGUGCGGAGGGUCUGCAUCGUCGACGAUGGCAUUGUGAGCGACUGCAAGGAGGAGGUGCUGCCACAGGACAUCAUCCAGACCGUCAUCCCCCCCCUUCCCCUGACCCCCAAGGGCAAGAAGCGGGGGGCAGCGGGUGGCCGAGGCGCCGGGGGCUCCGCCAUGGGGGGCUACAGCGAGGAGGAGCAGGAGGGCGGCGGGGGGCGGCUGCGGGGGGGCCGGCAGCGCCCUUUUAUCUGCAACGAGUGCGGGAAGAGCUUCAGCCACUGGUCCAAACUGCUGAGGCACCAGCGGACUCACACCGGGGAGCGGCCGAGCACGUGCGGGGAGUGCGGGAAGAGCUUCAGCCAGAACUCACACCUGGUGCAGCACCGCCGCACGCACACCGGGGAGAAGCCGUACCGCUGCGGGGACUGCGGGAAGAGCUUCAGCUGGAGCUCCAACCUCAUCCAGCACCAACGCAUCCACACCGGGGAGAAGCCCUACAGCUGCGGGCAGUGCGGGAAGAGCUUCACGCAGAGCAAAAACCUCAUCAAGCACCAGCGCACCCAUUCGGGGGCCCGGCCCCACCGUUGUGGGCAGUGCGGCCGCGGCUUCGCGCAGAGCACCAACCUGCUGAAGCACCAGCGGGUGCACGCAGCCUGCAGCCAACCUCCUGCCUGCCCAGAGUGCGGGCUGAGCUGCUGCGACGGGGCCGAGCUGGAGCUGCACCGGGCGCAGGCGCACGGCCACGAGCCUUACAUCUGCGUGGAGUGCGGGGACAGCUUCGCCAAAAGCGCCACGCUCAAACGCCACAAGCGCGUCCACAAACCGGUCUUCGUGCACUGAGCUGGGGGGGGAUGCCCUGCCCAAGGGUGGAGUGGCUCAGGAUGUGAGCCCCGGACCACCAGCCCGCGGUGAACGUGUAGGGUUGGACCCUAUAGAUGUAUAUAGUGUGGGGUGGGGGUGUGUAGGGUAGAGGCAGCGCCGCGCCGCCAGCGAUGCAAAGGGCUGGGAUGUGGGGCGCGGUGGGACGGCUGUAGAAUAAAGCACUUCUGUCUGGGGGA
This is a messenger RNA of Phasianus colchicus (ring-necked pheasant), 2073 nucleotides long. The record is from RefSeq and is a predicted model, not a curated record. Lineage: Eukaryota; Metazoa; Chordata; Aves; Galliformes; Phasianidae.